Molecule: messenger RNA, 1882 nt
Organism: Cebus imitator (Panamanian white-faced capuchin)
Lineage: Eukaryota; Metazoa; Chordata; Mammalia; Primates; Cebidae
Exons: 12
Coding region: 717-1703 (328 amino acids)
Source: RefSeq, a predicted model, not a curated record
GUUCCAUCCUUUAAGUUGCCCAAGCCCUGAAUCUUAAUGUUAACCUUGAUUUCUCUCUUUUAUGUCAUAGCUGGUAUGAAGGCCAAUCAUGUUCAGACCCAGGCGGAGGUUCCUGCUGACCCAGGCUCUCACCAGCACAUCGUCCUUUACUGUCCUCCUGAGGGUGUCUGGAGCUUCAGUGCUGUGUGCUCUUGGCCUCCACGCCGGGGCACGUGCUGUCCAGGGCUUCUAGUGGACUCUCCAAGGCACUGAUGUAGAAUCUUCCCCAUUCAGUGCACCAAGAGUAGCCUCACGCAGUGUGGGCUGACAUGAAGAGCUGCCAGAUCUAACAGAGCAUGAGCUGAGUCCACACCCUGGAAGCCAAGAACCGAGGGAUCAGAUGGAAGAAAGAAAGUCAGCAGGUUUUGGAAAAGAGAAUAAACUGCAAAGGACAAGUCAAUGGUAGAACAGAAAUUGGAUUGGUAAGAUUGAAGAGACACUUCUCACCUGCCUGAAAUGCCCUUCAUUAUCUUCUUCAAGUUGCAAGGGCUCUGGAACAGCCCUUACAGUGCUCCCAUAAAGGACAUCACUGCCAACUUCAGGGAAGUGAGAACACAGCUGCCCGCUUUACAGUAUGGGUUACUUUUGUGCCUGGAAUGUGUCUGACAUCCUGAGACCUGUACCCAUUUCAGGGAGGCUUGGGAGGAGCCUGAAUCACGGAUGGAAUUGGACAGUGCAUGGAGAUGGUUGAGCAGGAUGAGGUCCCUGGCUCUCCCUGUGGUGCCCCAAAUGUCAGCAUGGUGGCAUCUGGCAGGACGUGUUCCAGGAAGACCACAGAGACGAACUUUCCAGAUACCAUCGAGAAUUCCUACUCCCAGCAGGAAGAGACCAAACCGAAUAUUAGAGCCAGCAAAAAUAGACUUCUUAUGAGCCAGGUGGCCUACUUCCUGAACUACCAGCUGAAGACAUACAAAGUUCGAAAAGAUCAUGACGAAGAACAGAAAUGCAGAGACAGCAAAAAUAAACUUCUUAUGAGUCAAGUGGCCUACUACCUGGGCUGCCGGCUGAAGACGGAAGUCCCUGGCUAUCUGUGUUCUGCCCCAAACGUCAGCAUGGUGGCAUCUGGCAGGCCUCCUUCCAGAAAAAACACGGAGGUGAACGUUCCAGAAGGCAUUGAGAAAUCCUGCUCCCAGCAGGAAGAAAACAAACCAAAUUACAGAGUCAGCAAAAAUAGACUUCUUGUGUGUCAGGUGGCCUACUUCCUGAACUACCGGCUGAAGACAUACAAAGAUCGAGAAGAUCACGAUGAAGAACAGAAAUGCAGAGACAGCAAAAAUAAACUUCUUAUGAGUCAAGUGGCCUACUACCUUGGCUGCCGGCUGCAGACGGAAGUACCUGGCUUUCUGUGUUCUGCCCCAAACAUCAGCAAGGUGGCAUCUGACAGGACUCCUUCCAGAAAAAACACAGAGCUGAACGUUCCAGAAGGCAUUGAGAAAUCCUGCUCCGAACAGGAAAAUAACAAACCGAAUAUUGGAGUCAGCAAAAAUAGACUUCUUAUGAGUCCGGUGGACUACUCCCUGAACUAUCGGCUGAAGACAUACAAAGAUCGAAAAGAUCUUGAAGAAGAACAGAAAUACAGAAGCAGGAAAAAUAAACUUCUUAUGAGUCAAGCAGCUUACUACCCAGGCUGCCGGCUGAAGACAAGAAGAUCGGAAACGUCAUGAGGAGGAACAGAAACACAAAGUCAGCAAAAAUAAACUUCUUACGAGUCAAGUGUCCCGCUACCCGGGCUGCAGGCUGAAGACAGAAAAAGAUCGGAAACAUCAUGGGGAGGAACAGAGAUACAAAGACAGCAAAAAUAAACUUCUUACCAGUCAAGUGGCCCACUACCCCGGCUGCAGGC